Harpegnathos saltator (Jerdon's jumping ant) is the source of this 2078-nucleotide messenger RNA. RefSeq names its product luciferin 4-monooxygenase. The record is from RefSeq and is a predicted model, not a curated record. The coding region runs from base 122 to 1801 and encodes 559 amino acids. Gene Ontology annotation, molecular function: CoA-ligase activity. NCBI's taxonomy places the organism in Eukaryota, Metazoa, Arthropoda, Insecta, Hymenoptera, Formicidae. The transcript has 8 exons.
GCUCUCGACAACUAGAACGAGCAGACGUUUCUUGCGACUCGGUUCGAACUGAUUGCGAAGUAACUCCCGAAUUUGUCUCGUUUAAUAGAGGAUCCUUUGAAAAGAAGAACAAUUGAUCUUCAUGGAAUUCGUAACGUCACUUUUAAACGAAAAGAAAAUGACUAAGUACCCACCGCCGUGCAAAAUCGUGGACAAGGUAGUGAUCGGCGAAGAAGCGCCGGUUUACCGGGAAUGCGUCGGUAUCGGCGAGUUGAUUUACGAGCAGCUGUCCGGUAGUCCGGAGAUAAUCGGCCAGAUAGACGCGGUUGACGACAGACGUGCGACAUUCGCCGACAUCAAGGACCGAAGCGUCCGGUGUGCACUAUGGCUGAAGAGUCGAGGUGUUCAACCCGGAGAUGUAGUUGCUGUUUCUACCCACAACCACCUCGACUCCAUUAUGCCCUUACUCGGAUGCCUCUACAUCGGCGCGCUCUUCUAUCCCAUGCAUUUCAAACUGAACAUCCACGACAGCCGGUAUUUCCUUUCUCUGGCGAAGCCGAAAAUUAUUUUCGCGAAUGUCGACAUGGCGGACACCCUGGUGCAAGCUGCGACGGAGGAAGACCUGAAGAUCGAACUGGUGAUUUUUGGCGAAGCAUUCGGCUAUGAGAGCUUCAGCAAAAUCAUCAGUGAUCAGGAUGCCGAGGCGGUCGAUAACUUCCGUUGCAGACCGAUCACCAGCCCGAACGAGAUCGGGUUGAUCGUCUGCUCGUCCGGCAGUACUGGGCCGUGCAAAGCAACGAUGCUCUCGCAUUUUGCGCUGAUCAAUAACAUGCUGCACGACAACUCCUUCGCCGGGAAAGACGACAAGGUGGUAAUGUGGUUUAGCAGCUUCCGUUGGAUUUCCGGUGCGGUGCUGCCGCUCCGGUCGAUUUAUUUCCGCAAGACGUGGAUCAUUUAUCCGGAAUACAAGGAGGAAUUGGUGUGCCAGUUGAUUGAGAAGUAUAACGUAGCAUGGAUAUUAUUGCAAUCUGCGCUGACUGUGGGAGUGUUAAAAAACGGAUUUUUCCACAAGUAUCAAUUGCCCUCGCUGAAAAAAUUAAUUAUAGGCGGCGCAUUCAUGAGACCACAGUUGCACGAGGCAGUGAUCAAGGCCUUACCGCAGACAGAAGUCUUAUUCACUUACGGCACGAGUGAGGUCGGCGGAGUUUGCACUCUCCAAAGACAGGGUGAUAAGAUAGGCUCCAGCGGCUACGUGCUGAGAAACGGCCGAUUGAAAGUGAUCGCUGUUGAUACCGAACGACCUCUGGGCCCCUAUGAAGUUGGCGAACUGCUGUGGAAGUCGCCGUACACAAUGACAGGAUAUUACAAUAAUCCUCAAGCCUCGAGAGAAACUUUGGAUAAAGACGGUUGGGUACACAGCGGCGAUCUCGGCUAUUACGACAAAGAUGGUGAAAUAUAUAUAUGUGAUCGCAUUAAGGAAGUGAUCAAAGUCCGAGGAUGCUUCGUGUUUCCUACCGAGAUUGAAAACAUCUUACAGAGUCAUCCAGCGGUAUACGAGGUAGCCGUAGUACGUUUGCACAGCGACAUCGACGACGAACACCCAUUGGCUUUCGUAACGAAAGUCCCCGGUAAGGAGGUGACAGCGGAUGAACUGAUUAAAUUAGUGGCGAACAAUUUGGAGGAUCACAAGCAUCUUCGUGGUGGUGUGCAGUUUUUAGACGAGCUUCCGCAUACGGAUACCGGUAAGAUCGCAAGAAAACAACUGUUAGAAUUGGCCAAACGCUUCGUGCUCGAUGACGUAUCAACAGAAUAUACCAAAUAAUUAAAAAGACGUAAAAGUAAAGAAAAGAAGCAUCUAAUAUACUUGUAAGUAAAAUUAAGAUAUCAAAAUAAAAUAUCGUUGUUUAAACUUAUAUUUUUUACAAAAAGAAUCAUAUCGCGAAAUUAGAUCAUGCGCCAAUAAUUUUUGCAAAAACAACAGUAUUGCACUAAUAUGCAUCAAUAUAAAAUAUUGCAUCAGUUAGAAGUAAAAAAGCUACGUAUUAGAAAUAAUAUUUUAUGUACAAACAUAAAAAACUUGUGAACGUGUAUCAAAUGUU